AUGGUUAAGAACGUUUUGUUGCUAGGAUCUGGGUUUGUUGCCCAACCGGUUGUCGAUGUCUUGGCUGCCACCGAGGGUAUCAAUGUUACUGUUGCAUGCAGAACUUUGGCCAAGGCGCAGGAGCUGGCUUCUGCGUCCAAAUCGGCUGCCAUGUCUGUGGAUGUGUCCAACGAAGAAGAGCUAGAUGCUGCUUUGUCGAAACACGACCUCGUCAUCUCGUUGAUUCCUUACAUUUACCACGCUGACGUCGUCAAGAGUGCGAUUAGACUCAAAAAAGACGUGGUUACCACCUCGUACGUGUCUCCAGCCCUAAAGGAAUUGGAGCCUGAGAUCAAGAAAGCCGGUAUCACUGUCAUGAACGAAAUCGGUUUGGACCCAGGUAUCGACCAUCUGUACGCCAUCAAGACCAUCGACGAAGUCCACAAAGCUGGUGGUAAGAUCAAGUCGUUCUUGUCCUACUGUGGUGGUUUGCCAGCACCCGAAAACUCUGACAAUCCUUUGGGAUACAAGUUUUCGUGGUCGUCCAGAGGUGUGCUUUUGGCUCUAAGAAACCAGGCCAAGUUCUGGAAGGACGGCAAGGUCGAAGAGGUUUCUUCGGAAGACUUGAUGGCUUCUGCUAAACCAUACUUUAUCUUCCCGGGAUUUGCCCUUGUGUGCUACCCUAACAGAGACUCCACUCCUUUCAAGGAGCUUUACGAGAUCCCAGAAGCCGAAACUGUUAUCAGAGGCACUUUGAGAUUCCAGGGCUUCCCUGAGUUCGUCAAAGUUCUUGUCGACGUGGGUAUGCUAAAGGACGAGACAAGCGAAAUCUUCCAAAAGCCAAUUGCCUGGAACGAAGCUUUGUGCCAAUACUGGGGUAGCAAGUCUGCUUCCAAGGGAGACCUAAUAGCCUCCAUCGACGCCAAGACCAAAUGGGUAACCGAGGAAGACAGAGAGAGAAUUCUCAACGGUUUCGGCUGGUUGGGUCUUUUCUCGGACAACAAGAUCAAUCCAAAGGGCAACGCCUUGGACACUCUUUGCGCUACUCUAGAGGAGUUGAUGCAAUUUGAGGAAGGCGAGCGUGACAUGAUCAUCCUCCAGCACAAAUUCGGUAUUGAGUGGGCUGAUGGUGCCACCGAAACUAGAACUUCCACCUUGGUAGCCUACGGCCAGCCUGACGGUUACAGUGCCAUGGCUGCCACCGUCGGCUUGCCUUGUGCGAUUGCCACGAAGCAAGUUCUAAGCGGCGCUAUCAAGGGCCCUGGUUUGGUCGUUCCAUACACUCCUGAGAUCAACGAUCCUAUCAUGAAGGAGUUGAAGGAGAAGUACGGAAUCUUCCUAACGGAAAAGACCAUAAACUAA
Lachancea meyersii CBS 8951 is the source of this 1341-nucleotide messenger RNA. The record is from the annotation of a GenBank genome assembly. NCBI's taxonomy places the organism in Eukaryota, Fungi, Ascomycota, Saccharomycetes, Saccharomycetales, Saccharomycetaceae.